AUGUCGUUCGAAGCUUCUCACUCACAAGAUUCUUCUAUUUACUCCAGGGACCAAGAGGGCCUGCCUAAAGACUCAGCCUCGCAGUUAAACACUGGAUUUAUCUCUCUAAUCGAGUCAGCGCAGGCGCCAAGCUACCAACAAGGCUUUCCAACCCAAACGACGACUUGGUCAUUUAAUGCGCCAGCGCCAGCCUUAGAGAACCACCCAGAGCCAUCACAUAACUUUUCGACCUCUCUGCAAAGAUCCCAUAAUUCAACGGCUUCGCUAGACUCUAGCGUCAAUAUUCCAUCUUCUAUUCUACAUCCCAAUACACCUCUUGCUGGACAGAGUGAUCAAUCCUCUUUUGACAUUGUUGGCCGUGAAGAACAAUUGACUGACGACCAAGGAAGUGGCCUUGGUAUAACAUCAUACCCUAUGUCCGUAGCAUCAGAGACAUAUUUCGCUGGCCCGAUGCAGCCUCACUCUCAACGUAAGACGACAGGCUUGUCUUCCCCGGGAAAUUUCGAAUCAGAGCGCAGGCACAGUUUCAGAGCCUUAGAAGAAUUUGAGACUGACAAACCACUAUCAGAUUAUGCCUGGGCCGAUCGCCCUUUUCAACCGCUGCAGUCGCCGCCAGGGAACAUAAAUCAACAGUUCCCGCCUCCACAGCCAUAUCCCCAAACUGGAUACCCAGUCGGUUAUAGCGGACAGACCGGUGGACCUCUAUCUAAUUAUCACCAAGAGCUCCCGGCACCAUCAUCAUAUCUUUCUACUAGUACAGCGCCUGGUAGCGCUCAACGACAAUAUCAAUCUCGCAGGUGCGUAAAGGCCCCGAGAAUACGGAGCAAACUCGCAGGAUCACUACUAGGAAUACGAGCUAACAUAUGCCUCAGCCCAUCGAUAUCUCGGCAUUUCCCUCCCCAUUCAGCUGCCGGGCACAUGCCCGAUCAACCGCUUAUGGCUUCCUCGCACACAUCUUCAAUGAUGCAUGAUCCCAUAUAUUCCCACGACUCGGUGAACGCCGCGUCAAACAAAGAACAGCAACUUCAUGCGAUGGGCUCGCGACCAAGACCGCAGUGCUGGGAUCACGGCUGUAAUGGUCGAGAGUUCUCGACAUUUAGUAAUCUACUUCGACACCAGCGCGAAAAAUCCGGUGUGGUCGCCAAGGCAGAGUGUCCUGUUUGCGGAGCUGUGUUUACCCGCACGACGGCGCGCAAUAUUCACGUUGCACAGGGCAAAUGCAAAGGCGCGGGAAGAGAAUCGCCGAAUGAGUGA
Messenger RNA from Penicillium waksmanii, 1254 nucleotides. RefSeq lists its product as uncharacterized. Bases 1 to 1254 code for a protein of 417 amino acids. NCBI's taxonomy places the organism in Eukaryota, Fungi, Ascomycota, Eurotiomycetes, Eurotiales, Aspergillaceae. The transcript has 3 exons. The record is from RefSeq and is a predicted model, not a curated record.